AUGUACGAUUUACAGGAGCAUAGAGUGGUAGCUCAGCGACUACGGGACUACGAGAUUGUAUUCAUAUUGACGCCUGAGGCGAACGAGGGCGAGGUCGAGGCGGCGAUAGAGCGCAUCAGCUCAUUCGUGACCGAACGCGGCGGCACCUUCGGCGAACCUGAAGUGUGGGGCUUGCGGCGGCUUGCGUAUGCCAUCAACAAGUUCAUGGAAGGCAUCUAUGUGCUCGCGCGGUUCAGCCUGGACGCAUCCGAUGUGCUGGAGCUGGAGCGCAGCCUCACCACAUCCGAGGAUGUAAUCAGACAUCUCGUUACCAAAACCAUAGAUUAA
Geodia barretti is the source of this 327-nucleotide messenger RNA. The record is from the annotation of a GenBank genome assembly. NCBI's taxonomy places the organism in Eukaryota, Metazoa, Porifera, Demospongiae, Tetractinellida, Geodiidae.